CGCGUCGAUCGCGCGAGAUCGCGACCGCGCGCGCGACGUGCGACCGCGCGCGCGUCCGCGAUAAUGUCCGCGAGCGACGACGGCGACGCGGGCGACGCGGGGACGACGCGCGAGGGCGCGACGGCGCGGGACGCGCGACAGGCGUGGAUUUCAUUCGGCGACGACGACGCGACGGAUGCGACGGUGGACGCGCGCGCGGGACGCGGGGACGCGCGGGAGACGGACGUUCGCGCGGAGGACGUCGAUGAGCUGGCGCGCGCGCGCGCGCGGUUGGUGGAGGCGGAGACGAACGCGCUGCGGGCGACGAGCGCGCUCGACGCCGAGCGAAGACGGCGAGAGGAGGAGCGCGCGCGAACGCGCGGGUUGAUCUUAGCCGCGGCGGGGUGCGCGACGAUCGAGACGAGCGCGAGGGAUGAUUUCGGAGAGAGCGCGGACGCGAUGGGAGGGACGAGGAUGGUUUCGGCGUACGCGGCGGCGGAACGGGGAGGGGAGCGGCGCGCGCUGGAACGCUUCGUCGAGCGGGCGAGGGAGGGGAAGACGGCGAGCGAGGGAGGGGUGAAGAUGACGCUCGCGGACGCGGAGGCGGUGCUGGAGGACUUUAGAACGCUGGAUGCGGUGUUAGAGGCGGCCAAGUCAGAGGCGACGAUGCGGGAGGCGUUGUUGGCGCGCUUACAAGCGGAGACGGAGUCGAGCGCGCGGAGACUGCGAGAUCACGACGAGGCGCACGCGCUGUUGACGGCGGAGAUCAGUGACUUGCGCCAGGCGCUCGCGAAGUCGAAAUCGGAGGCUAAUGGCUUGGCGGAAGAAACGACGGCGCUGAAUGAGGCUUUGACGAGCGCGAAGGCGGAAGCGCUCGAAUGGAAAAACGCGGCGGAGACAUUAAAGCAAAUGCGUCCGAACGACGCGGCAGUCGGCGUCGGCGAAGGUGGCACGGGGAAUAAAAUGUUAGUUUUAGAGCUCGAGUGCGCGCUCGAGGCGUUGACGACGACGAGAGCUGAGCUUCAAGACGUCGGCGCGCGGCUGUUGGAAACGCAACAUCGCGCUGAACGCGCGGAGAAGCGUGAAGCUGUUGCCGCGGCGGCUUUGGAAGCAAGCGAAUCUCGUUCAAAAACAUCACCGAGCACCGUUUCGCUCGGUAACAAAGGGGCGUCGCGAGAAUUGAAAGAACGACUCGAUCGCGCUGAAGUUCGCGUUGCGCAGCUCACGAGACGACUGGAGGCGAUCGGAGGUGAACAUCGCAAAGAACUCGCGAUGCUUCAAGCUGAACACGAGCGACUCUCGUUGAACUUGAAAAUGAUGCACCUGACGCACGACGACGCGACGGAAGUGAUGCGGUUAGAAAUAGGGGACGCGACGCGCGAAGCCGCCGCGCGCGCGAGCGCGGAAAGAGAUGAAUAUUGGCGUCGCAUUUUGGAUGAAGAACGAGAGUGUCACGCGAACCAAAUCGAGAGUGUUCGUCAAGACGUCGAAAACGAACUCAUCACAAAGAACACCAAGUUGAACAGAAUCAAGCACGACCUCGUGCAAAUGCUGAAAGAUGCAACGUGA
Molecule: messenger RNA, 1548 nt
Organism: Ostreococcus lucimarinus CCE9901
Lineage: Eukaryota; Viridiplantae; Chlorophyta; Mamiellophyceae; Mamiellales; Bathycoccaceae
Exons: 1
Coding region: 454-1548 (364 amino acids)
Source: RefSeq, a predicted model, not a curated record